Messenger RNA from Trypanosoma rangeli, 2418 nucleotides. RefSeq lists its product as uncharacterized. The record is from RefSeq and is a predicted model, not a curated record. NCBI's taxonomy places the organism in Eukaryota, Euglenozoa, Kinetoplastea, Trypanosomatida, Trypanosomatidae. The transcript has a single exon. Gene Ontology annotation, biological process: signal transduction. Bases 1 to 2418 code for a protein of 805 amino acids.
AUGUCCGAGAAGGCAAAUACCACGCAUGAGAAUGCUGAAACCGCGGCGGCGUGUGUUCAACGAAUCUCCAUGUUACUUAAGCAAGUCGAGGAUGCAGGCCUGCACUAUAACUCCGCAGAUCCCAUGACCGCAGAUGCAGUAGAACAUGUUCUCAUCACGGAUAAAUGGUGCUGCAAGACGUGUGGCAUGACCAACUUGCGCACAUGCCCUGAGAGAGGCAAACCCCAUCGACGGCAGCUGGUGCGGGUGGCGCAGGACGUCCUGCGGCUCAUUGGUUCCAAAACGGGACAAAUUGUUGUGCGCCCGCCAAAGUUAUCGGCGAGUAUGAAUGGAAGAUCACGCCUUCGUAGCCUGCGCCGUGUCACCAUGAAUCCACAGGCGCUUCUUCUUGCGUACUACUACGCGGUGCUUCCUAGCAACGAAGUAGACCCGCUUGUCUCGGAGUGCGCCCAACAAUUAGUGGAGUUGUUAGAGCAGUUAAAGUUGAAUGGGGCGCAGCCUCAUGUUGAUGAGCAAUACGCCAUCGCUCUUCUCUCUUCUACAUCGCUUAUGUGGGAGGAGUACAGCAAAAAAUUUGCUGCAGAUCUCUCUUCACUUAGGGGCGCUGACCGACGCGCGUACCAGGAGGUGAUCGUGAAUGGAACCAAGGAGGCCUAUGUGGCGGCGACGCGCGAACUGCAAAAGGCUCCUUCCAAUGAAGAGCUUCAGGCCUUUGUGGGGUUGCUACAUGAUCGCUUGUCACGUCUGACGCCACAGGAGGAUCUGAACGAGAUGAAGGCUACCAUACUGGAAAAAAGGCGGGAACUAGAAGAUUCUAAAGAAGAAAAAGGACAUAAAAUGAGCGAGGAGGAGGAGUCGAAGGAACAUGCGGAAAUGAGUAACAAUGCCGCCUCUGCCAAAAUGCCACUCACUACGGCAACUUUGCUCUCUGAUGCGAACACAAGUGGAUCUGAAGCAGAGGCGGCCCAGCCUGUUAUGAUGGGGCCAGAGAUACCGCCAGACUGGUAUGUGGACGAACACGGCCGUUCCCGACCGCUGCACCCAGACUCUGUUCGUAGACGACGUGAAAAGUAUGUUAAAUUUGAAUUUCGUGCCGUAAAGGCAUACGAAACAAUCAUUACUGUACCCGAGACGAAAGGGGACUCAGUAAAAGAGCAACUGGUUUUAUUCAUGAACGAGGCACAGUUGGCGAUGCUUGCGGAACAAUGUAAUUGCCAUCCUCCUGAUCUUCGAAGCGUCCCUCGGUUUUUGAAGCUUGUUAUUGACGGACUUUUAAACGCUCUUCCACGACGUCUUCGCUCCCAGGCGGAACAGGAGGUACGGGAUGUGCUGGAUUGGAGGAUUGUGCGUCGUUCCGUAAUGGGUAGUCCAGGAAAUAUUGCGGCGCUUAUGCGCUACGUGAUGAGGAAGGUCACGGAAUACGGUGCUCCUGCCAAGGCGGAAGAGACGCUUAAACUUGCGGAGGAUAUGAGCAAAGAUCUUGAGGCAUGCACUCCAGACCUUGGUACAGCAGUGGCCAACGCGUUCCGUCUCAUGCUUUCUUCUAUACGCCAGUUACAUGAGGAUAUUGCGCAAUACUCACUCUUGGUUAUAUCCCAACAACUGCGAGACAACGCUGUUCCGUAUAUACGAGAAUUUAUUGCCGAAUGCUUGCCAAAAGUGGAUCAGUGGGAGAGUUCCCUGGCUUUUGUGCGGCGCUACUUCGAGGAUGAACGUGUAAAGGCUUGGACGAAUUCGCCCAUUGCCGUUUCAGCGACUGCGUUAACAUUGGAGGAAAGACAGCUUCGAGGAUGCUUGCGGUACGGCUUUUUGGACCUGUUGCGGAGCAGUGGCAUUCAAGGGAAUGAUCGGUGGCAUGACUACCCAACUGAAUCUUUUUACUUUGAAAAGAAGGUUAUUUUUUAUGCCACAAACGCGGUACAGGAGAACAGUUUGCUGCUGCUUUUAUCAGGAAGUAUAGCAACGGUGCUGCGUGGCAAAGGGGUGGACUCAAGGAUCGUCAACGAUAUUUUGAAACAACUACACGACAAGUUUCGACUUCUCCUUCUUGACGAGCUGACUCUGCCACAUUUGAAGACCUCCGUGACGAGUUUGGUCGACGAGGCGUUGGCGCAAAGAAAGACACUCGUGGCCUUGACGGAGAACGAAAUAACUCAACUGCACGGUACUGUUGAAACGAUGACAAACACGACUGGAAGCCUUUACGUGGUAUUUGAGAAGCGAAUUCUUUCCUUUAUCGAGGCCAUUCUGGUGCAAGGCCAAACUGAUCCGCCCCCAUUGGGUCUCGUAACGGAUUCGCUGCGUCGCUUGGCAGCCCUACUGCAGCAUGUGCUUGUCUUCAAUUGGGAAGUUUAUCAGCCAUUCUAUAAGGAGAUGCUUUUGCUCCUCGCACAAGAGGAGGCCCCUGUUAGCACGUGA